CUGCUUCAAACUCACGAAUCCUUUUUCCAGCUCUCCGACAAAAAACAAAACGGGCUUCUCUUCCACUCCUGAGGGACCCGCAUUUCACCCUUCCACCCUACCAUUAUAAUACUGCUGGUUAUUUCUACGGCAGUAGCUUAUAACUGGCUCUCGGGCGUCGAGCCGUUGAAUAUGGAAAGCAAAUCCGAGCCCUAGGCCUCACGAGGGCCUGCUGCGAACGGAAGAGAGCAUUGGAAGGAUUAGGAAAUAGCAAUGCUGGAGCGAAUUUCCUCGCAGGGCUCCGAACAUGUCAAGGGCAAGGGGCCGAAAGGCUUUCAGGUGUUUGGAGGGGGUACCGGCGUCAAGCGCAACCACGCUGCAGUCGCGUUUCAUGUAGUCAUCAGCGAGCUCCGAGCAGAACUCUUGAGCUGCAAGCAGCUGCAUGCCGGUGUGCCGUGCACGCUGCUGUGGGUGCGGGGGGACACGGUGCACGUGACGGAGGACAGUGUUGGGCAGACGGUGCUGAGCUGGUCGGACACGUAUUUCAGUCAGAUGGUCACGCUGCAGGCUGGGUCUCACGGCUACAAGCCCAAGGACUGCAAAUUUAAGGUGCAGCAGCGCGGCAAGACCAUUGCCAAGACGGCGCUGGUGGACUUGUCCAAGUACUGCAGCGAGGUCGGGCUGGCUAAGGAGCAGUCCGUGGCGGUGCCGCUGCAGCCCGUCGGCACGCUCUACUUCGUGGUCAGCACGGCUCCCGCCGCUGAUCAGCAGGGCGGGCCGCCGCUGGACACCGCUGCCUCGCAGAACUCGAUGCUCACCGAUGGCCGCCCCAGCUACAGCCUGCCAAGCGCAGCAGCAGCUGCAGGGGACAGCGGUUAUGGGGCUGCCGGUGGGAGCAGUCAGUACUCAGCUCUGGCCAGCAAGUACAGCGGCGGCGUGGCAGCUGCAGCAGGAGCAGCUGCGGCUGGAGCCGCGGGGGCUGGGUACCGUGUGUCGGGCGCGGGCGCUGAGGGCGACCGGCCAUCCAACACGCGCUCCUCAGCGGGCGGCGGGCGACCUGGAGCCAACCCAAAGAAGGACGCGCCGGAGGACGAGUCCCUCAGCAGCUUCUUCCGCCGCAAGAAGGGCCCCAGCAAAGCCCCGCCAGCUCUCGUCACGCCAAGUGUAGCAGCGCCCGGCCCAGCUCCAGCGUCAGGCGGCGGCACGCCCAUUGGCACAGGGCCGCUGUCCUCCGGCUCCGCCAAGCAGCUGCUGCGGAAGACGGAGAGCGCCCGCGCCAGCCCCUCUGCCUGGGAGCGCAACCUGGCCUCUGAGCUGCUGGGCAGCGACGCCACCACCUCGCCCGCCAGCCCUGCCGCCGCCUCCAAGCUGUCAUCGCGCCGCUCCAACACCGGCAACGGCCUGGGCGGGGCAAGCACCGCAGCAACCGCAACGCCACAGCAGCCAGCGGACGGCGCGCGGCGAGGCAGCGGUGCCAGCUACCACAGCGACGUGACAGGAUGUGCCGGGGCGGGGACAGCCAGCAGCGCGGCCAAGGCGGGGCAUGCGGGGUCGGAUGUAGGGGUUGGCGGUGGCGGCGGCCCCGGCUGGGGCGCGUGGAUUCGUGGCGGCAUGGGCUGGGGCACCCGCUCCUCCAACCACUCCGCCACCGGCACCUCCACACCCGGUGCCGCCAGCCAGGCGUCCAUGCACGGCCCGGGGGGUGCUGCGGGCGGCGGCGAGCCCGACACGGGUGGCCUGGAGGCGGCCAUCCGCUCCGCCGCCGAGCCGGCCGAGCUGCGCGACCUGGCGCUGGACCUUCUGCACGAGCGAGACGAGUGGCGCAACAGGGCACUCUCAGCGCAGGACGCGCUGGGGCGGGCGCAGACCGCGCGCGGCGCCGCGGUGCGCGAGGCUCAGCGGCUGGAGGUCCGGCUGCGUGAGUACCAGGACGAGCUGGGCCGCCGCACUGACGGCUCGCUGCUGCAGGAGCUGGUGGAGGCCAAGGUCCGCAUAGCUGAGCUGGCAAAUGAGAACUUGCGGCUGCGGCGUCAGAUCACACACAUGGGGCCGCUCUUCUACGGAGACUCGGGCGAGGACCCAGGCACUCCGCACAAGUCGUCAAUCGCUAACACAUAACGGGUGCUUUGGCUGGACGGGGGUUACAUUCAUGAUUAGUUAAGGAAGUGGUAGCCGGCGGGGCGGUGUUGCAAUAGUUCCGCUUUUGUCAGUGUUGGAAGUGCACGCGUGCAGAACCUGUCAACGGUUGACUAACUGAGAAUUUAGAACUCUGAGCUGUACAUAGCAGGCCAGCUGGCCAAAAGGUAGUCGUUGUGCGUUAGUAAUCGUGGGCAGGUAGCGCUGAGGCAGAU
Messenger RNA from Chlamydomonas reinhardtii, 2330 nucleotides. RefSeq lists its product as uncharacterized. NCBI's taxonomy places the organism in Eukaryota, Viridiplantae, Chlorophyta, Chlorophyceae, Chlamydomonadales, Chlamydomonadaceae. The coding region runs from base 253 to 2097 and encodes 614 amino acids. The record is from RefSeq and is a predicted model, not a curated record. The transcript has 6 exons.